ACGAGCUGCAGGCCGUGCGGCGGCGUCACGACCAGCUGCAGGAGCAGCACCAGCAGCAGACUCAGACCCUGGAGCAGCUGGAGCAGGAGGUGACCCGGCACAGCCACCAGCUGGCUAUGAGGGAGAAACAAUGCAUAGCCUUACAAGAAGAAAGGGACGUAUUGUCCACCGAGCUGCAAGAGGCGUACGUGGCGAAAGAUGACCUCGUCCGCAAGGCGUGGGAGGCGCGGGACCAGGCCGUCCGCAGGAAGAGCGCCGCUGAGCUCGAGCUGGCUAAGGCGCGCAUCGACGUGCUACAGACCAACUCGCAGCUUCUCGAGUCAAUUCAGCACAAGGUGCGCCUCUCCUGCCAGCUGGACCAGUGGCAGUCGGACAUGCAGGAACUUCUCGACGCAGAGAUUCAGAAGAAACUCAGUCGCACCGAACGGAAAUCCAGCACCGAUCCCAGUACAACGUCCGCACCGCCGCCCAGGGGACGCAUAUCGAUCAUGCGUCUCUUCGGUCGAUCGUAGCGCCGCGCGGCGACGUUUCACUAAGUUAUCGUUGUUUUCUGUUCGGCUAGAUGGCCAUGCCGCAAGCCGCGUAACCACAUUGGCGUGGGCCCAACGACUGGUGGUAUCUGUGAUAUAGUGAUGGGAGAUCUGAUAUAAUGGACAAGUGAGCUGCACACUUUCAAAUAUAAUCAAUGAACUACC
Pollicipes pollicipes is the source of this 695-nucleotide messenger RNA. RefSeq names its product bicaudal D-related protein homolog. The transcript has 4 exons. The record is from RefSeq and is a predicted model, not a curated record. The coding region runs from base 117 to 512 and encodes 131 amino acids. Lineage: Eukaryota; Metazoa; Arthropoda; Thecostraca; Pollicipedomorpha; Pollicipedidae.